Coprinopsis cinerea okayama7#130 is the source of this 999-nucleotide messenger RNA. RefSeq lists its product as hypothetical. The coding region runs from base 1 to 999 and encodes 332 amino acids. Lineage: Eukaryota; Fungi; Basidiomycota; Agaricomycetes; Agaricales; Psathyrellaceae. The transcript is spliced from 6 exons. The record is from RefSeq and is a predicted model, not a curated record.
AUGGCAAGCCCUAGUCAUGCCUCUACCUCGACACUUCCUCCGACCUCCUCGGUCCAUUCUCAUUCGCAAGACCACACCCCACAAUUCAACAUGAAGCUGCCGCAGAUUCAGGCCUCAUCUAACCUUUCUGGUUCGUCUCUCCAAUUGCCAUUAAUCGAUGAGAGGAAGCCGACUGUUAUCGUGAUUUUAGGUCCAUCACAAUUGAGUCAACGCUACCCUCAAUUCUCCAACCCCCAUUCAUCUCCGUCAGCGUCAUACCCCCCUCCAACCGACAGAUCCUCCCGUCCCUCAAACAAAAGGAAGGCCUCCGAGCUUCAGGGUACAGAAUCUCGUGGCCUGCCGUAUCAGUCGCAUGCCUCCGCCGGUCCUUCUCCACGUUCCCAGCCAGGAAUGGAAUUAAGUUUUAACAGCGGGCAUGGUCCUAGUCGCCGUGGAUCCCUGCCGCUCUCAGACAGGGCUUCGCCCACGGUGCCUUCCCUCGGUCCUGGGCUGUCAGCGCCAGUGAACGGGACCAGGUUUGUCCCUCCUGCACAACUGCCGAGCGGCGUCGCGACUACGACGGCUGAACCGUCUCUAAUUCGAUUUAGUAUCCGCCCUGAAAACUUCCAACCAGAAGGCGUUAUAACGACCACAAGAAUGACGCAAACGAAGCGGAGGUCUGCGGAUUCAAUGCCUGUAGCUGACGACACUCAAAACGGCCGGGGAACCGACGGGGAGGGAUAUGAGGACCGCGACAGUAAUGCUAGUGGGAGCGAGGUCAGCUCGCGGUCUAGCAGCGUCAAUCGGACCCGUUCUCAAGCUAACCCUAUACGGUUCCGCGAGCCUCUUACCGAAAAGUCAAGGCAGGAUCGGAAGGUGGUCAAGGGGGGGAUUGCAAUUGUGCAAGUAAAGUGGGAUUCCGAUCGGAAGCGUAGGCAGGGGUACUUUGCCCCGGAUAACGGCGCAGAAAAGUCACCUUUUCGACAUUACAGCAAGGACGAUUGCUGCUUCGAUGAUUAA